Tupaia belangeri chinensis (Chinese tree shrew) is the source of this 6068-nucleotide messenger RNA. RefSeq names its product von Willebrand factor A domain containing 8 (gene VWA8). Gene Ontology annotation, cellular component: cytoplasm. Lineage: Eukaryota; Metazoa; Chordata; Mammalia; Scandentia; Tupaiidae. The record is from RefSeq and is a predicted model, not a curated record. Gene Ontology annotation, molecular function: ATP hydrolysis activity; ATP binding.
GCCUCGCGGCGCGUGCGGCUACUUCUGCGGCAGGUGGUGCGGGGCAGGCCGGGCGGCGGCGGGCAGCGGCCGGAGAUCAGAGUGCUGCACUCUGGGGCGGGGGCUGACACAGGUGACACAGUUAAUAUCGGAGAUGUAUCGUACAAAUUGAAAGCUCCUAAGAAUCCAGAACUUGUGCCCCAGAACUACAUUUCAGAAUCUCUGGCUCAGUCUGUAGUUCAGCAUCUAAGAUGGAUAAUGCAGAAGGAUCUCCUGGGGCAAGAUGUCUUUCUAAUAGGACCGCCUGGGCCACUUCGCCGUUCUAUUGCUAUGCAGUACUUGGAGCUGACCAAACGGGAGGUUGAAUACAUUGCGUUGUCAAGGGACACCACUGAAACUGAUCUCAAACAACGACGAGAGAUCCGCUCAGGCACGGCUUUUUACAUUGAUCAGUGUGCAGUUCGUGCAGCCACAGAAGGCAGAACUCUCAUCUUGGAAGGCUUGGAAAAGGCGGAGAGGAAUGUCCUGCCUGUUUUGAACAACUUGCUGGAAAAUAGGGAGAUGCAACUUGAAGAUGGACGCUUCCUGAUGUCUGCAGAGCGUUACGACAAACUUCUUCAAGAUCAUACCAAAAUGGAGUUAGAUGCUUGGAAGAUUGUCCGAGUAAGUGAAAAUUUCCGAGUGAUUGCCUUGGGUUUGCCAGUGCCGAGGUACUCUGGGAAUCCAUUAGAUCCUCCUCUCCGUUCUCGUUUUCAAGCCAGAGAUAUUUAUUAUCUACCUUUCAAGGACCAGCUUAACAUAUUGUAUUCAAUUGGAGCCAAUGUUUCUGCUGAGAAGGUUUCUCAACUCUUAUCCUUUGCCACAACUCUCUGUUCCCAAGAAUCUUCUACUCUUGGACUUCCAGAUUUUCCUUUAGAUAGUUUACCAGCUGCAGUUCAAAUUCUGGAUUCCUUUCCUACGAUGUCAAUUAAGCAUGCAAUCCAGUGGCUUUAUCCAUAUACCAUUUUACUAGGACAUGAAGGGAGGAUGGCUGUGGAAGGUGUUUUAAAACGCUUUGAACUGCAAGAUCCAGGAAGCUCUCUGCUUCCCAAAGAAAUUGUCAGAGUGGAGAGGAUGAUUGAAAACCAUUUCUCCCAAGCUUCUGUGACUAUCCAGAUUGCAGAAAAAGAGGUGAUCAUUAAGGUGCCAGCUGGGACCAGGCGAUUAAAUCAACCCUGUUCGUCAGAUCGUUUCAUACAGACUUUAAGCCAUAAGCAACUACUGGCUGAAAUGAUGCAGUCCCACAUGGUUAAGGACCUAUGUCUAAUUGGAGGGAGGGGUUGUGGAAAAACAGUUGUUGCUAAGAAUUUUGCUGAUAUCUUAGGAUAUAAUAUAGAACCUAUCAUGCUCUAUCAGGAUAUGACAGCACGUGAUCUGCUACAGCAAAGAUACACCCUUCCAAACGGAGACACCGCCUGGCGGUCCUCGCCCCUCGUGAAUGCCGCUCUGGAAGGCAAGCUGGUCCUGUUGGAUGGCAUUCACCGCGUCAAUGCGGGCACACUUGCUGUAUUGCAAAGGUUAAUUCAUGACCGAGAGCUCAGCCUCUAUGAUGGAUCUAGGCUGUUGAGACAAGACAGGUAUAUGCGUUUAAAAGAGGAGCUGCAAAUGUCUGAUGAGCAACUACAGAAGAGAUCCAUUUUUCCUAUCCAUCCAUCUUUCAGAAUCAUUGCUUUGGCAGAACCCCCUGUUAUUGGAAGCACAACACAGCAGUGGCUGGGACCAGAAUUCUUAACCAUGUUCUUUUUCCAUUAUAUGAAACCACUUGUCAAAAGUGAAGAAAUCCAAGUGAUUAAGGAAAUGGUCCCAAAUAUGCCUCAGGAAUCUUUGAACAAAUUAUUAUCACUUACGCACAAACUCAGAGAGACACAGGAUCCAACAGCGCAGUCAUUGGCAGCAUCACUUUCUACCAGACAAUUGUUACGGAUUUCUCGUCGACUGUCACGGUAUCCUAAUGAAAAUCUUCACAGUGCUGUAACUAAAGCCUGCCUUUCCAGGUUUUUACCAAGUCUUGCUAGGUCAGCACUAGAAAAAAACCUGGCAGAUGCUGCAAUAGAAUUAAGUACUGAUGAUAAUCUGGAACCAGAAUUGGAAGAUUACAAAUGUGAAGUGGCGUCUGGGUCUCUGAGGAUUGGCAGUGUUAGUGCACCAAUCUAUAAUGCCCAUGAGAAAAUGAAAGUUCCUGAUGUUCUAUUCUAUGACAAUAUCCAGCACAUGAUAGUGAUGGAAGAUAUGCUCAAAGACUUUCUCCUCGGAGAACACUUAUUAUUGGUGGGCAACCAGGGUGUUGGAAAGAACAAGAUAGUUGACAGAUUUCUUCACCUGCUCAACAGACCCCGAGAAUAUAUUCAACUACACAGGGACACCACAGUACAAACUCUUACUCUUCAGCCUUCAGUUAAAGAUGGACUUAUUGUGUAUGAAGACUCACCCUUGGUUAAAGCAGUAAAAUUGGGUCAUGUUCUGGUAGUAGAUGAAGCAGACAAAGCCCCAACAAAUGUCACGUGUGUUUUAAAAACUCUAGUAGAAAAUGGAGAAAUGAUUCUAGCAGACGGAAGACGCAUUGUUGCAAAUUCUGCUAAUGUGAAUGGAAGAGAAAAUGUUAUAGUGAUUCAUCCUGAUUUUAGGAUGAUUGUUCUGGCCAACAGACCUGGAUUUCCUUUCCUAGGCAAUGAUUUCUUCGGUACUUUAGGUGAUAUUUUUAGCUGCCAUGCAAUUGACAACCCCAAGCCUCACUCAGAGCUCGAGAUGCUUAGACAGUAUGGACCAAACGUGCCUGAGCCCAUCCUGCAGAAACUUGUGUCUGCCUUUGGAGAGCUGAGGAGUUUGGCUGACCAGGGGAUCAUUAACUAUCCUUAUUCUACCAGGGAAGUCGUCAACAUAGUCAAACAUUUACAGAAAUUUCCCACUGAAGGACUUUCCAGCGUGGUUCGGAACGUGUUUGACUUUGAUUCCUACAACAACGACAUGAGGGAGAUUUUGAUUAACACUUUACACAAAUAUGGGAUACCUAUUGGAGCAAAACCUACCAGUGUGCAGCUGGCAAAGGAGUUGCCUCUUCCAGAGCAGACAUUCAUGGGCUACUGGACAAUUGGCCAGGCAAGAAAUGGAAUGCAAAAACUCCUAUGUCCAGUAGAAACUCAUCAUAUAGACAUAAAGGGUCCAGCACCUAUAAAUAUACAGGAGUAUCCAAUAGAAAGAAAUGAAGAAAGAUCCCUAAACUUUACUGAAGAAUGUGUCUCCUGGAGGUUACCCCUGGAUGAAAUUAACUUAAUCUGUGACGUUGCUACAUCUCAGGAAAAUCAUGAAAAUGCUCUGUAUGUAGUCACGUGCAAUCCUGUUUCCUUAUACUUUAUGAAUAUGACUGGGAAAAGUGGCUAUUUCGUGGACUUGUUUGACAUCUUCCCAAGAACAGCCAGUGGAGUUUGGCACCCAUUUGUGACAGUGGCACCUCUGAAGAGUCCCCUGAAGGGUCAAGUGAUUCUCCAUGAGCAGCAGAGUAACGUCAUCUUGCUGUUGGAUACAACUGCCCAGGCCAUUCGUCGUCUCAUCAUUCCUUUAGAAGAAGUCACAUCUAACAAAAGUUCCUGGUGGAACAAAGAGGAAGCUGAAACUUAUAAAAUGUGUAAAGAAUUUUCGCACAAAAACUGGCUAGUAUUCUACAAAGAAAAUGGGAACAACUUGACAGUGCUAGACGUUCUAGAAGGGCGAACUCACACCAUCUCACUUCCCAUCAGCCUCAAGGCAGUUUUCCUUGUAGCAGAGGACAAAUGGCUUCUGGUGGAGAACAAAACAAAUCAAAAAUAUCUUUUAACUAAGCCUGCACACAUCGAAUCUGAGGACAGUAGAGUUUGCCAGUUAUAUGUAUUGAAAGAGGAACCACCUAGCACAGGGUUUGGAGUUACACAAGAAACAGAGUUCAGCAUACCUCAUAAAAUUUCAAUUGAUCAACUGUCAUCUGAAAAUCUAAGUUCAGCUGUGGGACAAAAGAUUGCCUCUCCCAACAGAAUUCUCUCAGAUGAGAGUAGUUAUGCUAAAAUAGUUAUUGGUUUUCCAGAUCUCAUGUCACCCAGUGAAGUUUAUUCUUGGAAGAGGCCAUCAUCUUUGCACAAACAAAGAGUCACUGACACCGCAUUCUAUGGAAGAGCAAAGAAAACUGGGACUCCAAAACAGAGCAAUUGUGUGACUCUUAUAGAUACUAAUCAGAUAGUCAGGAUUUUGCCCCCAGGAGAAGUGCCUCUAAAAGAUAUCUACCCAAAAGAUGUUACCCCUCCACAAACAGCUGGUUAUUUAGAAGUCACUGAUCUUCAAUCAAAGAAACUCCGAUAUAUCCCUAUUCCCAGAACAGAAUCCCUCUCACCAUAUACCACAUGGCUGUCUACUAUUUCCGACACGGAUGCACUACUAGCUGAGUGGGACAAAAGCGGUGUUGUUACUGUUGAUAUGGGAGGUUGCAUCAGGCUUUGGGAAACUGGGCUUGAACGUCUACAACGAUCCCUCAUGGAAUGGAGAAACAUGAUUGGAGAAGAAGGUGACAGACAUAUGCAGAUAACCAUCAACAGAGAUAGUGGCGAAGAUGUGAGCUCCCCCAAACAUGGGAAGGAAGACCCAGACAACAUGCCCCACGUGGGUGGCAACACUUGGGCUGGUGGAACAGGGGGAAGAGACACUGCCGGUCUGGGAGGCAAAGGAGGUCCUUACCGACUGGAUGCAGGCCACACAGUGUACCAGGUUUCUGAGGCUGAGAAAGAUGCAAUUCCUGAGGAAGUCAAAAGAGCUGCAAGAGAGAUGGGCCAAAGAGCGUUUCAGCAGAGGCUAAAGGAGAUACAGAUGAGUGAAUAUGAUGCUGCAACUUAUGAAAGGUUCUCAGGUGCAGUUCGACGACAGGUACACUCCCUUCGAGUCAUCCUGGAUAAUUUACAGGCCAAAGGUAAAGAAAGACAGUGGUUAAGACACCAAGCUACAGGGGAACUAGAUGAUGCCAAGAUCAUCGAUGGGCUGACUGGAGAAAAAGCCAUCUACAAACGCCGGGGUGAACUGGAGCCACAACUGGGCAGCCCGCAACAAAAACCCAAGCGUCUGCGCCUGGUGGUAGAUGUGUCCGGUAGCAUGUACCGCUUCAAUGGGGUGGAUGGCAGGCUUGAGCGCUCCAUGGAGGCCGUGUGUAUGGUCAUGGAAGCCUUUGAGAACUAUGAGGAGAAAUUCAAGUAUGACAUCGCUGGACACUCUGGAGAUGGCUACAACAUAAGCCUGGUUCCAAUGAACAAAAUCCCCAAGGACAAUAAGCAAAGACUAGAAAUUCUAAAGACAAUGCAUGCCCACGCUCAGUUCUGCAUGAGUGGGGACCACACAUUAGAGGGGACAGAACAUGCCAUCAAGGAAAUUGUCAAAGAAGAAGCCGAUGAGUACUUUGUCAUAGUCUUGAGUGAUGCGAAUCUGUCACGAUAUGGAAUACAUCCUGCCAAAUUUGCCCAAAUCCUAACAAGUGACCCUCAAGUAAAUGCCUUUGCCAUUUUUAUUGGAUCUUUAGGGGAUCAAGCAAGCAGGCUUCAGAGAACUUUACCAGCUGGCCGGUCUUUCAUUGCCAUGAAUACCAAGGACAUCCCUCAGAUUUUACAGCAGAUCUUCACCUCCACCAUGCUGUCAACGGUUUAAGAAGUGCCUUCAUCAUCCUAAUGACACCAAGAUUCAGAUAAGAGAGGGAUAAAGGAUAUUCUGAAGAAGAUACCUACAGAGUGAACGUGUGCAAUGGCUGGGUAGUCCUGGCAUUCCUGAAUCUUUUCACACUUGCUCAGUAAUCAGAAUUCAGAAGCAGCCAGAGACUUGUACAUGGAAAUCAACAACCAUUGAUGGGUUUUAAAGUCUUAGAGGAAGUAAGUUGACCUCGCUUUUAUAAAAAAUCGAGGUUAAAGGAAGGUGGCUUGAGAACUACAGUACUUGAUUGGUUCCCAAAACUCCAGGGAAAAAGAAUACCUUGCUUUUGCCUUAACACAUCAUCUGGUCGCCUAAGAUAAGAAUAGCCACCCAGCAAACGGACCCUUUGAUGCCACGUU